This is a messenger RNA of Cryptomeria japonica (Japanese cedar), 1719 nucleotides long. RefSeq names its product GDSL esterase/lipase At5g22810. Lineage: Eukaryota; Viridiplantae; Streptophyta; Pinopsida; Cupressales; Cupressaceae. Bases 414 to 1493 code for a protein of 359 amino acids. The record is from RefSeq and is a predicted model, not a curated record. Gene Ontology annotation, molecular function: hydrolase activity, acting on ester bonds. The transcript has 5 exons.
GUCGGUAGAACGAGUGAUCAAAAAAUGCCUGUUUCCACGUUUGCUAAGCAAUAAUUGUUUCAGGUUUACCCAAACUUUCUUUAAACUGAAAAUUUGAAUCCAAUGUGAAGCAGACGAAGGCACAGAUACGAUAUAAUUUCAGAUUUACAAGGGAGAUACAUCGGGGUUGACUUCAGAACAGCCCAGGCAGCUCGUGGAACACGAAAAGAUUGUGCCGACAAUUGAAAAAUCUUUCAGACAUUGUAAACAGUUGAAAAAGAAGAAUUGGGCCUUCAUCCAGUGCCCUGAAUCCAAAAGAACAGCUGUAAAAUUCCACAAUCCUUUCACACAGGAGAAAAAAAUCAUGUAAUUUGACUAUAAAUUUGUAUACCAGGCAUGAACCAUUCAUUAGAAGUUGUGCCUCUGAAUCAGCAAUGGAGGGAUCAACUGCAUCUAAUUUUGUGUUGGGUUUUGUUAUUUUUCUAGCUUUAGCUGGACAACUAGUGGAAGCACAAACGCAGUCUAAGAAGGCCAUAGCUUCGGCUCUCUAUGUCUUCGGAGACUCCACAAUAGAUCCUGGAAAUAAUAAUCAACUCAAUAGUAUUGCCAAAGCUAAUUUUUCUCCAUAUGGGAGAGAUUUUCCAGAUCAUAAAGCUACUGGACGGUUUACAAAUGGGAAAUUAGCGACUGACAUACUCUCUGAACUCUCAGGACUUCCAGAUUUGCUUCCUGCAUCCUUGGACCCCAAUUUUCAAGGAGAAAAAUUGCUCACAGGUGCUAGUUUCGGUUCGGCUUCAUCGGGAUACGAUGACAGUACCUCUAAAACUUUGAAAGUGUUAACGCUGGGAAAACAACUGGAGAACUUCAGGCAUUACCGGUUGCAGCUUGCAAAUAUGACAGGUCAGGGGAAUGCAACCAAAAUCAUAUCAGAAGCAAUAUUUGCUUUAAGCACAGGAUCAAAUGAUUUUAUCAACAACUACUAUGCGAAUCCUCUCAUGUCCAAAAAAUACACCCUUGCACAGUUCGAGGAUAUCCUUCUCCAAUCCCUUCGUGGGUUUGUACAGAGCAUCUACAAUGAGGGUGCUACCAGACUUGUUAUAAUUGGGCUACCACCAUUUGGUUGUUGCCCUUCGCAAAUCACUUUACACAAUGUGUUGAAUGGCUCCUGCUAUGAAAAGUUUAAUGAAGUUGCAACUUCUUUCAAUGAGAAGACAAUUGCUUUAACAAAGGAGAUGACUCUCAGUUUUCCUGCUCUUCGAAUCGCAUAUUAUGAUAUAUAUGCAAAAUUAUAUGACAUGAUUAAAUAUCCCACUAAAUAUGGUUUUAAAGAAACAAGGAAGGGUUGCUGUGGAACUGGACUUAUAGAGGCGUCUAUAUUAUGCAACAAGGGGACCCCAACUUGUAAUGAUCCAUCCAAAUAUGUAUUCUGGGAUAGCUUCCAUCCAACAAGCGAAGCCUAUAACAGCAUUGCCAAGGAUUUAUUUUCCGAAGUUUUGAUGCAACUGAACUCAUGAUAAUUUUGCUGGUUUCUUUAAUCUUUUCUGUUUAGAUUUAUAAAAUAGCUACGUUGUAGCACUCACAAUGUAGUAGAGUGUGAAAGCAUGUAGCUCCGCGAGAAAAUAAAAUUAAUAAGGAGUUCUUGACGGCGCCAUUCCAGCCAUUAACAUCCUUGAAGAAACGUGUGUAUCUAGAAAAGUUAUAUGAUCCACACAACCUUUUAUAUUAUAUCUAUAAGUAUAU